This is a messenger RNA of Strongylocentrotus purpuratus (purple sea urchin), 2139 nucleotides long. RefSeq names its product ras-interacting protein RIP3. The transcript is spliced from 2 exons. Bases 271 to 1722 code for a protein of 483 amino acids. The record is from RefSeq and is a predicted model, not a curated record. Lineage: Eukaryota; Metazoa; Echinodermata; Echinoidea; Camarodonta; Strongylocentrotidae.
CACUCCCAUUCACAUUCAAUGCUAUCUGGUUUGUGGAUCUCACGGUUAGAAUAAGCGAAUCCGCCAGGUCUCCAGUCGUGUACAGGAAGUAGAUAUUGUCGAUUUGUUGGCACCUUUACCCGUAUGCGGGGGGACAACCUCACUUUUCACCGUCGUAGAGAAUCCAGUCUUAUUACCGAUUUCCAUAACCCAUCUAGAUUCCUGUCCGGCUACCCCCCGAGACGCAUGCAAGGUGCAGGACAAUAUCCGGAUUGCCUGGAUACAGCGUAGAUGUAUCUAUCCCACUUAGAUGCUCACGCUAGGAGUAUAGAAGAGCUCUCAGGGGAACGUCCAGUUCGUGGUCGGUCUAUGUACAUUGAGAACCAACAGACCCUUUCAGGAGUCAUCGACGAUACCAGGAUAUACACAAGACCCCAUCGCAACCCUUUAGCCAGGCGACCCGUUUCUAUCCAUUUUGGGACCCUUUCGAAGGAUAUCAUGGCGGGGAAUUACGUGACCGGGUGGGAACAACCACGCGAGCAAAGCGAUGUAGGUCAGCAGAUCAUCUUCAGUGCAGGGAAGAAGCUUGAGCAUCAGCAGUCAUACCCACAACGCAGCAAUGCUGGUGGGAGGCGUCCUUUCGGUCGUUACGGUAGCCGUCCAUCAUCUGACAGCACGGAGCUAGUCGGAGGCUCGCCGGCUUACAACCCUAAAGGCAAUCGCGCUGCUGAUAUGUUCAAACGCGCGAAAGAGCACACCGACCAGUUUGCCAUUGACGACGAAGCCAUCACACCCCAGGCCGUUCAGAAAGCCCGCCACGGCGGUGCUGACGACUACGAUCUACCCAAGCAGAAGGCCAAGUCCCAACAGCAGUCUAGACCAGUUGCAAGACCAGCUGCUAGACCAGUCUCUCAACCAGCACCCAAGCCAGCGUCCCCUGCUGCUAGUUACUCCACAGAUUAUGGAGCACCUCAACAGAGUCGACAGCAACAGCAACAGCAACAACAGCAGGCUCAGCGCCAACAACAACCACAAAGGCAACAGCAGCAACAACAACCGGCACGUCAACCAGCUCAACAACAGUCCUUUGCAAACACCUACGGCCAAACGGGUAACGGACCCAAGUAUAACGCAAAGACGCGCCAGCACGCAAACCAACAACAACCAGCUACAGGCUGCACCUGGGGCAAGGAUAAUGUCUCUAAAAAAUUCCACUCAGGGGUGCAGCCUUAUGAAGACAGCUACAACCGGAGCGCCCAGGGUUGGAGCUCACAGUACAGAGAUACCCUGUCUGAUGAAGAUAUUGAUGUCUACGACCCUUUCGCACCUAGGAAGAGUCCUAACUACAAGGCGGCACCCAAGGUCAACAUCAACAGGAGCGUCAAAACAAGGCAGACCACAGAGUUCAGCGAUUUCAACAAGCGUGCUAAAGGCUGGAACCCGAUAGGUCUGGAUGAGGAGGAUGCAGAAGCACUCUACAGCGCCAACCGUCAACCAUUGUCCACCCUAUCAUCGGCCUUUGAGGAACCAAGACCACAGUACGGAGGUGGUCAACAAAGAGCAGCCCAGGCCAGGUCCUCUCAAGCACGACCGGCCCAACAGCGGCAGCAGCAGCAGCGGAGGCCACCCCAGCAACAGCAGCAACAGAGGCCACCCCAGCAACAACAAAGGAUGUCUUCCACUGCUCCCUAUGCGGCGGGUUCCGGAGGCUGGGGUGGAAUGUUGGAGUCUGAUGACUUAUGACUCGUACCUCAUACCACCAAGAUGCAGCAGUCCCCGGUAUCUCCUGGAUCAGGUAGUCAUGGUAGUGGUGGUGGUGGUAGUGCCGAUGGGAAGCAACACAUGGGUAAUAACGUGUUACGGCGGGGUCCAGUUGGGGGAAGGGCGGGGCGACAACAAACACAGCCACAGGGUGCGCUAGUUAGGCAUAUGAGUUGGCCUGGGUACAACCCAGCCCAACAGAACCCCCUUUCACUUAAAAUUUCUUUGGGCGUAACGCCGUCGGGUGUUAACCGAAUUUCAAUCAACAUGUAGAAAUAGCACGCGUAGUAUUUUGAGUAUAUAAAUUAAUUUCCUCAUGUCUUAGUUGUAGUGUGUCGAGUAUCUCGUGUUCCCUAUGUCUAAAUUCAAUGAAAUUCUUCAAGGAUGUGAAGCGAAAAA